Molecule: messenger RNA, 772 nt
Organism: Prunus persica (peach)
Lineage: Eukaryota; Viridiplantae; Streptophyta; Magnoliopsida; Rosales; Rosaceae
Product: transcription factor PRE6
Exons: 3
Coding region: 170-445 (91 amino acids)
Biological process (GO): regulation of growth; regulation of DNA-templated transcription
Molecular function (GO): protein dimerization activity
Source: RefSeq, a predicted model, not a curated record
AGUACUUGGUCUUUCUGCUACUAGCUCCUCUUCUUCUUCUUCUCCUCCUCCUCCUUUUGAUCUACUUCUUCUCCUUCUUUUUCCUCCUCUCGAGUACUUUUUCCUCACAAAUUGGCUCUUGCGUACGUGGCCACUUACCUCUUUUAGUGUAGAUAUAUAGCUAGAGAUCAUGUCUAGCAGAAGGUCGAGGCAGUCUGGAACUCCAACGAUCAAAGAUGACCAAAUCAUUGAACUUGUCUCCAAAUUGCGCCAACUGGUUCCUGAGAUUCGUGAUAGGCGCUCCGACAAGGUAUCAGCAUCUAAGGUCCUACAAGAGACUUGCAGCUACAUCAGAAACUUACACAGAGAGGUUGACGACCUAAGUGAGCGGCUCUCUCAACUACUCUCGACAAUUGAUGCUGAUAGCCCGGAGGCCGCCAUAAUUAGGAGCUUGAUUACGCAGUAGAUGAUCAGCUAGAUGAUGAUCAUCAGACCCUUAAUUAUAUAUUUAUAUAUAAUUGUGCUUUGAUGAUGAAUUUAUAUAGUUAAAUUGUGUUCAUCUAGGUUAUCUGGUCACCCGAUUAUUAAACAAGGCCAGUUAGCUAGGGUACUCAGCAGUAUUGUAUGUAUUUAAAGAUGUCCUUUCCUGUCCUGUCCUGUGUUGUUAAUUAGAGCGAGGCCCUAGUAAUAUAUAUGUAUUCAAGUUUGUUUAAUAAAUUAAGGAGGACUUGGACUACUAUAGCAAGUCUUUAUGCACUUGCUAGGCUAGCUUCAUUGCAUUGAAACUAGAAAA